Vicugna pacos (alpaca) is the source of this 3641-nucleotide messenger RNA. Lineage: Eukaryota; Metazoa; Chordata; Mammalia; Artiodactyla; Camelidae. The record is from RefSeq and is a predicted model, not a curated record.
CUCUCUCUCCACCACACAGGUCGUGUCCUGAGAGCCUGCGGGGACUGGCUCUCCUUUGGAUGACUUGGCCCACGACGUGGUCGGCGGGACUCGAGUUUCCGUGGCUGUGGCCCAGCCUCCCUGUCGCCUACUUGCAUGUGUCAGAGGAACUCUGGGACCCUUUGGAGAUAUUGUUUACGUGGAAAUUUUGAGCCAUUCUGAAUCACCUGCAGGACAAGGCUCUGCUCGCAAUGAGCUCCCAAAGCCAUCCAGAUGGACUUUCUGGCCGGGACCAGCCAGUGGAGCUGCUAAACCCUGCCCGCGUGAACCACAUGCCCAGCACGGUGGAUGUGGCCUCGGCUCUGCCUUUGCCGGUGGCCCCGGCGGUGCCCAUGGACCUGCGCCUGGACCACCAGUUCCCGCUGCCCGUGGCGGAGCCUGCGCUCCGGGAGCAGCAGCUGCAGCAGGAGCUCCUGGCCCUGAAGCAGAAGCAGCAGCUCCAGAGGCAGAUCCUCAUCGCCGAGUUCCAGAGGCAGCACGAGCAGCUGUCCCGGCAGCACGAGGCCCAGCUCCACGAGCACAUCAAACAACAGCAGGAGCUGCUGGCCAUGAAGCACCAGCAGGAGCUGCUGGAGCAUCAACGGAAGCUGGAGCGACACCGCCAGGAGCAGGAGCUGGAGAAGCAGCACCGGGAGCAGAAGCUGCAGCAGCUCAAGAACAAGGAGAAAGGCAAAGAGAGUGCGGUGGCGAGCACGGAAGUGAAGAUGAAGCUGCAGGAGUUUGUCCUCAAUAAGAAGAAGGCGCUGGCCCACCGGAGCCUGAACCACUGCAUGUCCAGCGACCCUCGCUACUGGUACGGGAAGACGCAGCACAGCUCCCUGGACCAGAGCUCCCCGCCGCAGAGCGGGGUGUCGGCCUCCUGCAACCACCCGGUCCUGGGCCUGUACGACGCCAAGGACGACUUUCCUCUCAGAAAGACAGCUUCUGAGCCCAAUCUGAAGUUACGCUCCAGGCUGAAGCAGAAAGUGGCUGAAAGACGCAGCAGCCCCCUGCUACGCAGGAAAGAUGGGCCGGUGGUUACCGCUCUGAAGAAGCGUCCGCUGGAUGUCACUGACUCCGCGUGCAGCAGUGCCCCGGGCUCCGCCCCCAGCUCACCCAACAACAGCUCCGGGAACGUCAGCACGGAGAAUGGGAUCGCGCCCGCCGUCCCCAGCAUCCCGACCGAGGCCAGCUUGGCGCACCGACUGGUGACCCGGGAAGGCUCCGUGGGCCCGCUGCCCCUCUACACGUCACCCUCCUUGCCCAACAUCACGCUGGGACUUCCUGCCACCGGCCCGUCUGCUGGGGCGGCAGGCCAGCAGGAAGCUGAGAGGCUGACCCUCCCAGCCCUCCAGCAGCGCCUCUCUCUGUUUCCCGGCACCCAUCUCGCCCCCUACCUGAGCACGGCGCCCCUGGAGCGGGACGCAGGGGCGGCGCACAGCUCCCUCCUGCAGCACAUGGUCCUCCUGGAGCAGCCGCCCGCACAGACGCCCCUCGUCACAGGCCUGGGCGCGCUGCCCCUGCACGCACAGCCCCUGGUGGGGGCGGAGCGCGUGUCCCCGUCUGUGCACAAGCUGCGGCCGCACCGCCCGCUGGGGCGCACCCAGUCGGCACCCCUGCCCCAGAACGCCCCUGGCCUGCAGCACCUGGUGGUCCAGCAGCAGCACCAGCAAUUCCUGGAGAAGCACAAGCAGCAGUUCCAGCAGCAGCAGCUGCACGUGAGCAAGAUUAUCCCCAAGCCAAGCGAGCCGGCCCGGCAGCCCGAGAGCCACCCUGAGGAGACGGAGGAGGAGCUGCGGGAACACCAGGCCCUCCUGGAGGAGCCCUUCCUGGACCGGCUCUCGGGGCAGAAGGAGGCGCUCGCGCUGGCCGGGGUGCAGGUGAAGCAGGAGCCCCUCGAGAGUGACGACGAGGAGGCGGAGCCCCGGGAGGCGGAGCCGGGCCAGCGGCAGCCCACCGAGCAGGAGCUGCUCUUCAGACAGCAAGCCCUCCUGCUGGAGCAGCAGCGGAUCCACCAGCUGAGGAACUACCAGGCGUCCAUGGAGGCCGCCGGCAUCCCCGUGUCGUUCGGCGGCCACCGGCCUCUGUCCCGGGCACAGUCCUCCCCUGCGUCCGCCACCUUCCCCAUGUCUGUGCAGGAGCCCCCCAGCAAGCCGCGUUUCACCACAGGUGAGGAGGGCGGGGGCAGCACCCCCUUGGGGCCUGUGCGGGCCAGAGGGCGAGGGAACCUCCUUUCCCCUGGGGUACUGGUUUGUGCUGAGUCUGAGCCCAGCAGACACCCGGGUGACCUGAGCGCCCUCUCCCCUCUGUCCCCGCAGUGCAUCCGCGGUCGGAAGGCCACCCUGGAGGAGCUGCAGACGGUGCAUUCGGAGGCGCACGCCCUGCUCUACGGCACGAACCCCCUCAACAGGCAGAAACUGGACAGUAAGAAACUUCUAGGCUCCCUAACAUCGGUGUUUGUCAGGCUGCCCUGUGGUGGUGUCGGGGUGGACAGUGACACCAUUUGGAACGAGGUGCACUCAUCGGGGGCGGCCCGCCUGGCCGUGGGCUGCGUGGUGGAGCUGGUCUUCAAGGUGGCCACGGGGGAGCUGAAGAACGGCUUUGCUGUGGUCCGCCCCCCCGGCCACCACGCAGAGGAGAACACACCCAUGGGGUUCUGCUACUUCAACUCCGUGGCCAUCGCAGCCAAGCUCCUCCAGCAAAGGCUGAAUGUGACCAAGACCCUCGUCGUCGACUGGGACGUGCACCAUGGGAACGGGACCCAGCAGGCCUUCUACAGCGACCCCAGCGUCCUGUACAUCUCCCUGCACCGCUACGAUGAUGGAAACUUCUUCCCGGGCAGCGGGGCGCCUGACGAGGUGGGCGCAGGCCCGGGCGUGGGCUUCAACGUCAACAUGGCUUUCACCGGCGGCCUUGACCCCCCCAUGGGAGACGCAGAGUAUCUGGCGGCCUUCAGAACCGUGGUCAUGCCCAUCGCCAACGAGUUUGCCCCGGACGUGGUGCUGGUGUCGUCGGGCUUCGAUGCCGUGGAGGGCCACCCCACACCCCUCGGCGGCUACAACCUCUCUGCCAAGUGUUUCGGGUACCUGACGAAGCAGCUGAUGGGCCUGGCUGGCGGCCGGGUUGUGCUGGCCCUGGAGGGGGGCCACGACCUCACAGCCAUUUGCGACGCCUCGGAAGCGUGCGUGUCCGCGCUGCUGGGGAACGAGCUUGAUCCUCUCCCAGAGAAAGUUCUACAGCAGAGACCCAAUGCGAAUGCUGUCCGGUCUAUGGAGAAAGUCAUCGAAAUCCACAGCCAGUACUGGCGCUCCCUGCAGCGCCCCUCCUCCACCGCGGGGUACUCCCUGGUCGAGGCCCAGAAGUGCGAGACGGAGGAAGCCGAGACCGUCACGGCCAUGGCCUCGCUGUCCGUGGGCGUGAAGGCGGCCGAGAAGAGGUGAGCUUGCGCCGCCCCGGCCGUGGGUGGAGACGCGUUCAGGGGGACGACCCGAGUCUUUGCGCCUGGACCAGAGCGCGGGGCUUCUCCGCGCAGGCCCUGCUGGGCUCCCCGGGGAGGGCGGGCCGGCGGGCGGGUGGCGGCCCCAUCCUGGUCCAGGCCCUCCUUCCAGCGUGCAGGGCCCUUG